Molecule: messenger RNA, 183 nt
Organism: Saprolegnia parasitica CBS 223.65
Lineage: Eukaryota; Oomycota; Saprolegniomycetes; Saprolegniales; Saprolegniaceae
Exons: 1
Source: RefSeq, a predicted model, not a curated record
CAAGGGUCUUUUCCAGGUGUUGACCCUGCAAGGGUCAACGUCGCUCAACUGCACUUGCACCACAGCCUCGUACAAGAGCCCGAGCAGCCUGCUCUUCGUCGUCUUCUCCAGCUCCUCGCCCAACAUGAGUGGCCACGACGUCACCUCGUCCCGCGGGUAGCGCUUCUGCCUCCGCCUGCCUAA